AUGAUGACGCAGUCGUCAAACUCAAAUGGGCGGCAAAGCCAAAGCCGCACCGACCGUGUUGUCAGCAGGCACCGCAGGAAGCUCAUCCAAGCCAGAGUGAUGGUGGUCGAGUUCCUUGAGCAAAAUGGCUUCAAGCAGAUCGAUGUGAAUUGCAAGAAGACAAAUUCACUUGGCCUUUCUCGCACCUACCCACUCCAUGAAGCGACAAAGCAAAACAACCCGAUAAUGGUCUAUUGGCUUGUCUACCUUGGAGCAGACCCAAGUCAGAAGGACGCCGCAGGCAGGCACAACAGAAUCCUAAUGGCCAUCAUGCAGAAUCCAACAAAUGCUUUUUUGGAUGGACAUAAAUGGAACGGUUCAAGAUGUUCUCAGCACUUGGCAGCAAGACCUGCAAGUUCUUGA
Molecule: messenger RNA, 402 nt
Organism: Durusdinium trenchii
Lineage: Eukaryota; Dinophyceae; Suessiales; Symbiodiniaceae
Source: the annotation of a GenBank genome assembly